This is a messenger RNA of Phoenix dactylifera (date palm), 3783 nucleotides long. RefSeq names its product polyadenylation and cleavage factor homolog 4-like. Gene Ontology annotation, biological process: termination of RNA polymerase II transcription; mRNA 3'-end processing. Gene Ontology annotation, molecular function: RNA polymerase II complex binding; mRNA binding. Gene Ontology annotation, cellular component: mRNA cleavage factor complex; cytoplasm. The record is from RefSeq and is a predicted model, not a curated record. NCBI's taxonomy places the organism in Eukaryota, Viridiplantae, Streptophyta, Magnoliopsida, Arecales, Arecaceae.
UACGCCCGUUUCUCCGAAUCCGAGUCCGCUUGGGAAAUCCGAGGACCCUGCGUCGUCCUUUUUACCUCUCCGCGUCUCCCCGGCCUCUCACGAUCCAAACCCUAACCCUAACCCCCAAAAUCUUAGUUCAAGAAGGGCAAGAAAGGCAGGCGAGAGAGCGAGCGAGAGAGGCCGAUUCGGGCUUCGAUGGAGGAGGAGAGGCUUCAUUCCUCGCGGGAGAACCCUAGAUUCCCUCCGGGGGACCGGCCCCCACGGCUGGCGGCGGCAGCGGAGCAACAGCCCCUGCCGGCCUCGCGGCCGCCGCCGUCGAUCCUCGACCGGUUCCGUGCCAUGCUCCGGGAGAGGGAGGAGGAGCUGCGGGAGGCCACCGGCGAGGACCCGCCCCCGUCCCCGCCCCCGCCCCAUACCGCCGGCGAGAUCGUCCGUCUCUACAAGGAGCUCCUCUCGGAGCUUACCUUCAACUCGAAGCCAAUCAUCACCGAUCUCUCCAUCAUCGCCGGGCAGCAUUCCCAGUUCGCAGAGGGGAUCGCCAACGCCAUCUGUGCGCGGAUUCUUGAGGUCCCUGUAGAUCAAAAAUUACCCUCAUUGUAUCUUCUGGAUAGUAUUGUGAAGAACAUUGGUCGUGAUUAUGUGAGAUAUUUUGCAGCUCGCCUCCCCAAGGUGUUUUGUGAGGCAUAUAAUCAAGUCCAUCCCACCCAGUAUCCUUCCAUGCGCCACCUUUUUGGGACUUGGUUCCAGGUCUUCCCUUUAUCAGUACUUCGUAAGAUUGAGGAUGAACUCCAAUUUUCUCCUACCGAGAACAAACAAUCAUCAGGAAUGUCAAGUACAAGGCACUCUGAAUCUCCAUCUUCUCGUCCAUCUCAUGGCAUUCAUGUAAAUCCUAAGUACCUAGAAGCACGACAGCAGUUGAAACAUCCAACUUUGAUGUGUGCAGCAGACGGUCAUGAUAAGGUGCAUACUACUGAUUUUGAUGGGGAGCGAAUGGAGGGACGUGCAUCAGAGGGCUCGAAAGGAUGGCAAGGAGCUUCUCCAAAAUUUCAUGACAUUGAACACGUUAGAGGAGUUUCUUCCAGUUUACAAGUUUAUGGGAAGAAAUCUUCCAUGCAAUGCAGUGAGUACAAUAUUGAUCAUCCUGAGGUGCUUCCUGCACGACCAGGGGUAGCAAGAACAGGUUCACCACAAACUGCAGCCACAUGCACAGCCUCCAUGGUUGAAGUGGAAGGUCCAACUCGUCAAUUAAAGAUCAAGAUUUCAAGGCCUUCACCACCUCCAAUAAUUGGACCACGAAAGUCUAUAUCACCACCCGUUGACAGAUUCUCAAGAGAUACCUCUCCCAGGAGGAUGCGUGAAAGGGCUUCUCCAUCUCAUUCAGGAUUUGUAUAUGGACCUGGCAGAGGGACUAGUCAGAAUGGUUGGCUUGAGAGGAGACGGCCUUUUGAUGAUGGUGCCCAGCAAAUACAAGCUUCCAUGGCAUUCAACCUUAAUAAUGGAUAUGCCAAGCAGCGCUCAAGAGAACUCAUUGAUGCAUAUGGAAAUUAUACAGGGAAAAGUUUUUCUCUUGAAAAGCUUCCAAAGGUACCACGGCUUGAUGUGAAUAGCGUGGCCAGUGAGAGAGCUUCUAGAAAAUGGAAGAAUUCUGAGGAAGAAGAGUAUGUUUGGGAGGAUAUGAGCCCAACUUUAUCUGAUCGAAGCAGAAGAAACAGCCUGCCACCCUUUGGGCCCAGUACUGGAAGCUUGAGCACAAGAGCUGGUUUAACUAGACCAGAUGCUUCGCUGCUGGAUCAUGAUUCUGGAAGGCGCAGUUGGCCUGGCCAAGCUCAGCUGCCUGCAGUUGGUGAUCCUGCUAAUACCAUUGAAGAUAGGAUACCUGUAUUUGGUCCAGCUCAUGGAUCAAUGAAUAGGAAGUACUUGGAUAGCACAGUAAGUCAGAAUGAUUGGUUGCCACCCUAUCAGGGUUCUCACCACACUCAUGAGCCUCGAAAGUUGCCAUACAUGUUUCCAAAGUCUUCACAGCAUAACCUUAGUCCACGAUCACGAAGAAGGGCUCAUCAGAUGCCUGUUGCAGCAAGUGGAAUAACAUCUUUAGUCAGCAAUAAAUUGCCCAGUCCAUAUGAACAUACAACAGAUAUGGAAGUGCCAUUUUCGAGGUUAUCAAGCUCCCAUUCUGACCCUUUUGAUGUGGACACAUCCACAUUAGAGAGGCAUUUGGCACAAAGACCACAUUCGCCCCCUCCUCCUCCAAUUGUACGGCCUUCUGUUCAUAAUAAUCAGCAGCUGCCUCUACUACCUAUUCCUCCAAAUCAAAAGCAGUUGAAAAGUCCUUUUGAUGAUGUGGAAGCUCACAAGCCUAUACCAAACCAAAGGCCAGAAUCAUUUUUGUAUUUGUCUCAGUAUCAGAAUGACACUGCUGAUAGAAAAACAUUGAACUCAAAUAAGUUACUCCAAGUACCAUAUCAACAGCCUGGCUUAGCUCAUUCAAAUCAACAGAGUCAGGAACAAGGCACUACUAUGCAAAUUCAGUCUCAGAAGUCUAACGGAAGCAUUAUUCUGCCUGCGUCAGCUCAGCUUUCAUCUCAAAUGGUUGCUCAGCCCUUAAAUCAUGUACCUAACCACUUAUCUGGGCUACCUUCUGUGGGAGUGAACAGUAUGCCUGAUACCUCUUUACAUGUAAAUGCAAGUGUUUUACCCCCUUUGCCUCCAGGACCACCUCCUGCCUCAUCACAGAUGGGACCUGUGUUGCAAAAUACUGGCUCUAUGAUAUCUAGCUCGCCUGCGGGUGCAUUUUCAGGCCUGAUUAGUACUCUUAUGGCACAGGGUUUGAUUUCAUUGACACCACCAGCCCAAUCUCAGGAUUCUGUUGGAGUUGAAUUUAAUGCUGAACUUCUUAAGGUGCGACAUGAAUCUGUGAUUAAUGCUUUGUAUACUGAUCUUCCAAGGCAAUGCACAACAUGUGGCUUGCGUUUCAAGUGCCAAGAAGAGCACAGCAGUCACAUGGAUUGGCAUGUGACUAAAAACCGAAUGUCUAAGAAUCGUAAGCAAAAGCCAUCUCGCAAAUGGUUUGUAAGUGCAAAGGAAUGGCUUAGUGGGGCAGAAACACUUGGAAAUGAUGUUGUUCCUGGCUUUUUGCCUACCGAAACUGUUACAGAGAAGAGGGAAGAUAAAGAAAUGGCAGUCCCGGCAGAUGAAAAUCAGAAUGUGUGUGCAUUAUGCGGGGAGCCUUUUGAGGAUUUUUAUAGUGAUGAGGCUGAGGAGUGGAUGUACAGAGGGGCUGUAUAUUUGUAUGCUCGAGAUGGAUAUACUGAAGGUUUAGACAGGUCUCAAUUGGGCCCCAUUGUCCAUGCCAAGUGCAGGUCAGAGUCCAAGGAAGGAUCUGGACAAGCUUAAGGGGGAGACAAAUGACGUGAUUAGCAUAAAGGAUUGCGGCUUAAAUUAACUUAACCUGUAAAUUACUUGGAGCAUCGCAGGCCAUUAUGGUAUGCACAGCUUUAUCUUUUUCCCGCUAAUGGUCAAGCCUGCGUACCAUGGCUUCAUGUUUAAUAUUGUACAUUUAAAGUUGGCUUUCUGUAACUUACUCUGUCAUCAAAGUGUAUACCGUUCAUGCAUCUCCUUUUGCCCUCGCACAUUUUGCUUUUUACAUCAGGGAUCUUGCAAGCUUUGGUCAUUUUAGUUUUUUUCAGCCAUGGGGUUAAAAGAAAGAUACCUUAAAUCACACAAUGUCUUCAUGUAAUCUGGAUCCUUCGCUGUUAUCCAUCCUCUUUAUUUUGGGGUGGUUUGUUGCUGCUA